Messenger RNA from Exophiala viscosa, 2406 nucleotides. RefSeq lists its product as uncharacterized. NCBI's taxonomy places the organism in Eukaryota, Fungi, Ascomycota, Eurotiomycetes, Chaetothyriales, Herpotrichiellaceae. Bases 489 to 2126 code for a protein of 545 amino acids. The record is from RefSeq and is a predicted model, not a curated record. The transcript has a single exon.
GGGGUCCUUGCAGCCAAUCGCUUUACCCCGAUUGUUCUUAUCUCUCGGAGCGCAGGAGCGCUUCUUUCCGGCUGUAACAGUGCGCGCACACGACUCUGACAAACACCCCGGCACCGGCCCCUAAGUUACUUCGCACCUGCCACACCAGGCCAUCUACCUGCCAUGCGUCGCGAUCUCAGCUGAACUGCCUGCUUUCUCAGCAUACUACUCAUCAUCAGCAUCCUAACGCGCUGGACACACUAUCACUCCUAGAUCAUGCUGUAGUGACACCAAAAUAUCCUCCACAGCCAUUGUUACAACCACAUUGUUCUUAUCAGCAGCCUACACACAACUGAUACCGUCCGGUUUCAGCCUCACCCUCAUCCUUUCCUUCUGCUCGGCCACCUCCAGAAAUGCUGCGAUAAGACGGUUGCAGCGGUCGACCGCUUUGCAGGCUUCGCGCCUAUCGAUCUAUUAUCGACUUAUAUGUAUUACACGAGGCUUUCAACAUGAUGAUGGUCCCACGGGCUUUCGCCCAAAAUCCCUUAGAAAGGAGGCAAACUAUCGACUUCCAGGAGAAAGACACCCUGGACAGACGGAAAUCUGUCCGAUCCGCCUCACGCUCCGCCCUCUCCCAGAGCCUCGCACAGCAGAAAAGGGACUCACGGAGCCCACAUUCAGAUCCUGUCAAGAUUCCGUCGCGAACCGAAAGACAUUCCGUGAGUCCGCCGCAACGACCUGCCCCUUCGUCGCUUCAGCCUUCGAGCAAUCGCAGCAGUACUUCGCUACAAGGGUCACCGAAAAGGAGGGAGUCGGUGCAACAAGUUCUUUCAUCAACCACUAUACCAAUCCGGCGCAAGCCGAAGCAAAAGUCGGCGCAAAGAAUACCAAAAGGUGACUACGUGGCGGAGUUCAGUAAAUUACUGCGGGAUGAUGUGCCCUCGAGUGCUGAAGGCAGUCUAACAGGAAGUUGGACAAAUCCGCAAUUUGAAGGACUAUUUGGUGCGAUCGACAGCUUGGUCGAGGGUCAGAUGAUCGUGGGAAGUGAAGGUGUUGAUGCAGGAAUUCUGUCAACGAGGUCACUUUCGAGCGAAUCAAUGCCCUCGCUUGCCUCACCCGAAGAUUUCAGUACUUCCGACAUGACGAGUUUUACCCCGGCAACCUUACGAUCGCCAUCCGACCUACGACUGCGGCAGAUGGGCAACUCAGAAGACGCCAGCAACGAACACCCCCUGCUAUCGCUGGAACAAGAAGCAGAGUCCAGUGGAGACAUCACGCCUGAACUGUCGCUGUCACCUACACCUAUACCUAGGCGCAAGCGCAGAAUGAUGCCAGAGAAACGACCGAGCUCGUUCAAAUCCAGUCUGACUGCGUCUUUGAAAGCCCUCAAGUCCGCAGCACAAACCAUGUCCAACAUCGCGAGUACACCUCCCUUGAUCCAACCUGACGAUUUUCUCUCAAAGUCCAUAUUCGACUUCCAACCUUCGUUGACCGAUGAUCGGCGGCCACCACCAUCCGAAGAACUUCCAUCCGCUGAGCUGAGAAGGUAUCUGAAUCCACGUACCUUUGUACCCCCUGACUCUCCUGCACAAUUACAUUUCUGGAUGGAUGAGAAACCCACGGCUCAAUCAAAGGCAGCCGCAGCAAAGCCCAAGCUCAAAAUCAAGCGAAAAUACAAGCUUGUCACCUCUGCCGGCCAGGAGAAAGGAGUCGCCGGAUCGAGGAAUCCCAUCGCACAACUGCCGCCCGUCGUGCCGCUGGCAACCUGCAUUCCGUCGAGCAUCCGUACAGCUCACGCAUCAAGUCCACCAACCUGGCUCGAACCGGAUGGCACGCCAAGUAAUAAAUAUCGCGCUGCACAGACACUUUGGGAGAACGAGGAUGGCCUCAAAGCUGAAGGUCAGCCACGACCUCGGGAACCGCGUGAGAACAGGGAUUUCCUGAGGGUCUUUGUUGCCGAAAUGAACAUGCGCAAGAGUGGGAAAUUGAGCGACGAGGCAAUACCACAUGCGCGGUUAUGGCUGCCGCCUGUGGACGAAGGUGAUAAGGAACAGAAGAAAACCACGGCGAAAAAGGUGGGCCUGGAACGCUGGCCUAGCCGGGCCAUUGAUGAUGACGAUUUGCGACGGCCUCUGUCUUGCUUUUGAAUCUGUGCUACAUGAUACCACUUGACGGUCUAUGAAAAGUCGACACAGGCACUUUUCGGGAUGUUUUACCAUUGCUUUUUCUCAGAAAGCCGAUAACACGCGCUUUUGGAUGUUUUCUUUUCCAGCAUUUCGGUCACCUCCUUUAUUCUGUAAAGGACAAUCGGUAUAAGCAUAAAUACGCUCUCGAAUCUGCUGUAAUCUUGGGUAGCACCUGAGAUUUAUACGGAAAGAGUCCACAAGAUAUAAUGAAACUGUUAAUGAAGAAGAAAUUGAGUUGAAA